AUGGCACCCACUCUUGAGGAAGUGACCACAAAGACUGGAAUGGUCGAGAUUGACCCCAAAAAAGGGUUGGCAACUAAGGGUACACCAGAGAACAUACUGCCAACAGAGGAGGCAGCAAUGAUGGAACCAGAAAAGAGUAAUAAUACCAAUGGUGACCAGCUAGUGGUGAAAGAUACUGCGACAGGAAAUGCACCAAAAAGUGAUGCUGUUCUGGAAGAAGACAAUGAGGUUUCCAAAGAUCAGAAUCCAACUGCUGAAGCGUCCGAAGCUAAGAGCAGUGGUGAUGUUGUGGUCAAGGAAGAAAUGAUGAAGAAAGAAGAGAACGUGCCUGUCCAAACUGAACCGAAGACGGGUGUUUCCUUCCCUGUUAGACUUGAUGAUGGGAAACAGUUGAAUGCAGUUGGUAUGAGGAAGAAAACCAUUCUUGGCCUUGGUAUCAAAAUCUAUGGCUUUGGGAUGUAUGCAGACAACGAAAAACUUAAGGAGCUUCUUAGGUCGAAGAUAGGAACAAAGGCUCCAUCAAAACCAUCAAAGGAGAUGUACCAGCUAGUAAUAGACAGUGAUGUGGGGAUGAUGGUGAGACUAGUCAUAGUCUUUGGUAGCCUCACUAUGAACAUGGUAAAAAAGAAUUUCGAUGAAGGUCUUGGAGGAUCCAUUAAGAAACUCAACGGUGGUAAAAAGAACGAGGAGCUCGCAAACAAGGUCAUGGGUGCAGCAUCAGAUGACAUCAAGCUAUCAGCUGGUUCAGUAAUUGAAAUCACUAGGCUUCCAGGGUUCAUUCUUGAAACAAAGGUGAAGGAUGAGGUAGUAAGCAAGGUACAGAGUGAGCUGCUAUGCAGGGCAUAUGUCCAUAUGUACUUGGGAGAUGAUCCCUUCGACAAGGAAGCAAAAGAAAGAUUUGGAAUGUCUCUACUAUCUAUGUUCUGA
Molecule: messenger RNA, 927 nt
Organism: Papaver somniferum (opium poppy)
Lineage: Eukaryota; Viridiplantae; Streptophyta; Magnoliopsida; Ranunculales; Papaveraceae
Product: fatty-acid-binding protein 1-like
Exons: 4
Coding region: 1-927 (308 amino acids)
Molecular function (GO): intramolecular lyase activity
Source: RefSeq, a predicted model, not a curated record